This is a messenger RNA of Danaus chrysippus (African queen), 861 nucleotides long. NCBI's taxonomy places the organism in Eukaryota, Metazoa, Arthropoda, Insecta, Lepidoptera, Nymphalidae. The record is from the annotation of a GenBank genome assembly.
AUGCAGAACGAGUGGUUAGACAUAGGAGAUUUUUGCAUCCCAUUAGCAUUAAAAUGGCGCACUUUAAUUUAUGAUUGGUCGCCAGCAUUGCUAAAAUUCUAUCUCAAUGCGUUCCAGAUGACUCUCCCAGAUCAGAGUAAUUUAGUAAGAUGGGGUAAAAGUACCGAAAAAACUUGCUAUAUCUGUGGAAAGGCAGUUGGAACUGCUAAGCAUCUGCUGGUGGGAUGUAAGGUACUCCUGGACAGCGGUCAAUACUCGCGUCGUCACGAUAGGGUUCUAGAAGUCAUACGUGAAGCGGUUAGUCUUUCGGUAGCCAGAGCGCAAAAGCAAAUAACCACAAACGAACGAUCCGUAGGUUUUGUGAGAGAAGGCACUAGGGCUACAAAAUCAAACGUCAAGCCUUACUCCAUCCUUAAAGCGGCGUCGGAUUGGACUGUAAUGAUGGACACGUAUGAAAAACAAUACAAAAUCCCCGAGGAUAUUUGUGCGUCGGCCUCCAGACCGGAUAUAUUUUUGUUUUCGCGAAUUUUAAAGCGCGUAGUGAUGAUAGAGCUUACGGUCCCUUGGGAAACCAACAUCCCCAAAGGCCAUACCAUCAAGGUCAACAAAUAUUACGAGCUCACAAACGAACUCACUCGAAAUAGGUUCGUAGUAGAUUUGUACGCGGUAGAGGUGGGAGCGAGAGGUAUAACAGCGAAAUCUCUCUACAACCUACUAAAGGACUUGGGCUUGUCCAGAACUCACAUUAAUGCAUUCUUGGAACGUAUAUCGAAGGCAGCCCUAGUAGGUUCUUUUCAAAUUUGGUUAGGUAGGGAGAGGAGCUUGGACAGUGGAGGUGAGCGUAUAACGCGCGUUAAGUAA